GAAAUAUCAGUUUAGUUUACUUUAAACCUUCAUCAGGAUGAGAUUUUUCAUACUUUCGGUGCUAUUCGGGCUAGCUUUAUUCGCAGAAGCAGCAGCUAAACCAGAUUGGAUUACACCGAGGGAAUACACAGUCUCACUUGAAAUAGAUUAAACUAGUAAGGAUGUACAAAAAGAACAACUUUCUUCAAAUGCACGCAAAAGAAGUCAAUUUAAUUGUUUAAACUCUCAGUUGGUCUUAUACGUAUUUGCAAAAACUUUCAAACUUUCACCUGCACUCGUGCAUACAAAGUUGCAGUAGUAAUCAUACUAAAAUGUUUAACUAAAACAGUGUGCCUUGGCUUGGAAAUUACACUUAGUGUUACAUUGUUUGGUUAGGAAUAUAAACUAUAGUAUACAAUUCCUUCUUGUUUAUAUGGUUGAAUAAAAAAAAACUUUGAUAAUGUAAACAAGCUAUUAGGAUGUUACUUGGCUUUUGGUUUUUUAAACUAAAAUAUAUUAUAAAUUAACAAAAUAUAUAAGGUAUUUUUUGGGGUUUAAGGCUUACAUAUUUGUGUGAAAAGAAAAAGAAAUUCUACGAUUUCCUAGCAUACAUUUUCCAAUAAUUUAUUUAAGCUUUCUUUUUCUACCAUCGAAAUUGAAAUCCGGAAUCGGAACUCAGACGCAAGACUUUUUAAUUGCCGUAUUGUUUGAGACAAUACAACAGAUGGGAAACAUCAAGCUACCAAAUUUUUGGCAAACCGCUAAUGACAACUAUUCAGCAAAAUCUGUUUUCAAUUCUCCGACCGACGAGAGCCCAACUAAGCAAAUAUGAAACUACGCAAAACGUGGUUAAAUAAUUUGCACGGAUUCCCAGAAACGAAUUUUAGUUGAAUCAAUAUUUGAACUGAUUAAAUGAAAAGUAAAUUAUACGCGAAAAAGAGGAGCUCUAUAAAAUGGGCGAGCAAUGGCCAAUUUAAGUCAGUUGAAAGUGGUUGCUAGUUUGGAAAAUAUGCGUCUGUUCGUGGCUCUGGUUUGUGUCAGUUUGGUGGCAGUGUCAUCUGCCCAGUUGUCCCUGCGCGGAAGAUUGGGACGCUCUGCGAAGGUGGACUUGGCAGUGGAGCCACCCACAUUGCUGGCCAAGGCAGCCGGAAUUGUGCCCACUGUGCUUGUGAAGAAUGCCGGCAUCGUGCCCACUGUGCUGGUGAAGAAUGCAGCCCAAAUCCUACCUGCCGUCAAUGUUGCCGCCGAUGUGGAAACGCCCAGCAUCCUGCCCCAAGUGUCCAACAACAUCUUGCCCUACUAUCCCCGCUACUGGCCCGACUAUGGAUCCUAUGGCUAUCCCGGCGGCUGGAACGGUCCCAGCUACUGGAACAACAACUACUACGACUAUGGAGCACCCUAUCUGCGCAGACGUCGUCUUGUUAAGCCCGUUGUGUCCCCUGCCGUGAUCACUGCACCCACAAACUCCGCCUCCUCCUCCACCACCACCACAACCACCACUGUUUCUGGUGAGGAUUCGCCAGCUGUGACGACCGAUGUCGUUCCCGAUCAGGCUGAAGCUUCCGAAAAUCAGGUUGCUGAGCCCGUGUUCACCACCCAGGUGAUCUAAGUAGAGGUCUGAAAAAUAAUAAUUAAAGCUA
Molecule: messenger RNA, 1619 nt
Organism: Drosophila mauritiana
Lineage: Eukaryota; Metazoa; Arthropoda; Insecta; Diptera; Drosophilidae
Exons: 1
Coding region: 944-1588 (214 amino acids)
Source: RefSeq, a predicted model, not a curated record